Caenorhabditis bovis is the source of this 423-nucleotide messenger RNA. NCBI's taxonomy places the organism in Eukaryota, Metazoa, Nematoda, Chromadorea, Rhabditida, Rhabditidae. The record is from the annotation of a GenBank genome assembly.
AUGAUGAGUUUGAAGCGCUUGAAGUCGAUUGGCGAGGAAUUACUAGCGAUUCAGGCGGAAAUCAGCGAAUACCGCAAAAAUGUCGAGCAAAUCGAAUCGAUGAUGAAUUCGGAUUUGCAUUGCGCGCGAAUUUCAGGAUAUUUGCCGAAUUUGAAGAUUAAACUGCUGAAUUGCAUGAAUCAGCAAUAUUUAUUGAUUGAGGAGAAGCGCGACGAGCUCGAUUCGUUGCUCGGCGCCCUUCAGACGUUGUAUCUCGAGCAGACAUCGGCGAUUUUUUGCGGCGACGUCAAAAUCGCCAUCGAUUUUUGUCGAAAUCUGAAAAAUUACACACAAACUCCGGAUGGUGAAUGUCCGACGCUGAAAUUCCAUGAAGAGCACGCGAUUUCAAGAAUGCUCAAUGAUUUGUCGAUUUUUGCCCAAUAA